Molecule: messenger RNA, 1092 nt
Organism: Paracoccidioides brasiliensis Pb18
Exons: 4
Coding region: 1-1092 (363 amino acids)
Biological process (GO): regulatory ncRNA-mediated heterochromatin formation
Cellular component (GO): nucleus
Molecular function (GO): siRNA binding
Source: RefSeq, a predicted model, not a curated record
AUGUUUGUUUUUCGCAGAGAUGCCUUGCCCAAGGAUCCUGUCUUUCCUGCUGACCUGAAACAGCUUGGAUACUUCAUAAAUGAAAGGGACCAGAUCAAAAUGAUUACAAACCCAGAAGAAGAUUUUCUCUACAAAAUUAAUGCCAAUGAUCGCUACAAUGUGAUGCAGAAAGAAGCUAUGAAUACAUGUAUCCGAGAAAUUGUCACCUCUCGUCUGGUCAAUCUAGGUUUUGAAACCCUCCGCCUUCCAAUCGGCGCAGCAGCAAAUUCCCAACAUGUUCCCAUCCUAACCUCCAAGUCCUUUAAGUCCCAGGCCCGCCUCAUCGUGGUUUUUGGCGAACCAACACAAGAAUUGGGCAUCUGGGCCUAUCGCGUCAUUGGCAAGGAGGGCAUCAACAUCGGCUCUGCUGUGAAUUUUGCUUCUGCUGUCCUGGGGAACAACAACUGCUCCAAUGGCCCUAAAACUGAUGUGAACAGACUCACUAACUCUAAACCGCAGCCAGGAACAGGGCUCAUUCUGACAAAUCCCGGCCAGUUAGUAUGGCACUGCGCCAACGAACGGGCUAUUUCUCUGCCAAUGUGGCAUGCGCUUCCCAGACGCAGUGCCGUCGAGCCGCCAAUGCGGAUGACUUUCCGGAAUAAGAUUCCCGGAAAUGAGACGUGGCAGAAUCACAUUACAUACGUGUUUGAGGAAGUGUUGGGGAAACUGGCGGCGUCGGAUGUGAAGAUUGAUGUCAUUGGGUUGGCGGAGGGGGGAUUGGGUGCUGUACGAUAUUUGGCUGAACACUGGAGCGCCUGGAAGCCCCGUAUCUCCUCUCUCUGCCUCACCAACCCACUACACGACACGAACCACCUCCACCCACCCGACUUCGCCAACUUCAUUUCCACGCGCAGCCGCGCCUACUUGCUCUCGGAGAAGCCACUUGACACUCCGGUCGUCGGCCGAUAUGAGCAUGGCUGCAACUGCUACUCCUCAGGAGAAGCAUUGAAUGUCGAAUGUAUCAUACCGAGGGCGUGGGAGAGUAUGCUGAGAUGGCUGGAUUCUAUGUUCGAGGAUCCGGGAUUGGAGGAGAUUGGUGUUAUUGUUACGUAG